GAUUUCAAGCCCACAAAGCCCAAAGAAAGAAGUUGACAUUGUGCUGAAAGGCUACCUUCGUUCCGACAAGCGCAAAUACGGUCGCAUAUAUAUGAAAUCUUCAAAACAAAAAAAAUAAAUAAAAGGAAGCUAGUUGCAUUAGUAAUGUUAGGUGAACCUCUGAAAAGACUUACCCGAGUUCUUACUGUUAAUUCUAGUGUGAAAGUUUCGCCAUCUAUCAAAAGGUUGAAGAUCAGUAGUUCAACACUACCUACAUUGAAAAGCAAUUUUACCACUUUACAGAGUAAAAGUUUAUCAUUGGACAUGUACAAAUAAAGUUCAACAAGUCAAGGACCAGGCUACAGUUUGUUCUUCAUUUAUAAAGCUGCCACAUGGAAGAAUCUGAUCGUGCAGGAUGUGCAAGAAUGAAAAUCUUGAAGAUAGUUUUAUCUUUGUUUCGAUGGAAGAAAUGGUCAGGCGGCGUGGUGAUUACAUCUCUUGCUGUUAUCUUGGUUUUCAGUUAUAGCCUAAUGGGAAACCAGCCACAGAAGAAGCAGUCAGCUUAUGAUUUUUUUAGAAAUUAUCCAGCCAAUAAUUCCGAUGCGAAGGAAACACAUCAGGUUAGAGCUUCCUGGGUAGAAGUAAAGAAAGCAACAAGAUCAUCAAUGCAACCACAUUUCAUUAAUGUUGAAGGACUUAAUGACCUGUAUGCUCCAAACAAUAUUUCCAAGGAAGCGUCAAAGGCCUUACUUGUAUGGGGUCAGAUGCGUUUGCUAUUAUCCAGGUCAGAUGCUUUGGCUGAAACAGCUCAAGGGAUUAAAGAGGCUUCCGUGGCAUGGAAAGAUUUACUGUCUAUUAUUAAGGAAGAUGAAGUGGUCAAGUCUGGCAUCAUCAACAAACCAGGAGAUAACAACUGUCCCUACUCUGUCAGCACUGUUGACAAGACAACAUCAAGCAAUGGUACAGUUCUUGAGGUUCCUUGCGGUCUAGUUGAAGAUUCCUCCAUUACAAUAGUUGGCAUUCCUGAUGAGCACAAUGGCAGCUUUCAAAUUGAACUUCAUGGCUCCCAACUUUUGGGAGAGAAUAACCCUCCUAAUAUCUUGAAUUACAAAGUAAGCGUGCCUGGAGACAAUAUGACAGAGGAGCCUUUUAUUGUUCAAAAUACAUGGACGAAUGGACAUGGUUGGGGCAAAGAGGAAAGAUGUCCUGCUCGUGGAUCUACUCACAACCCAAAGUCAAAAGUUGAUGGACUUGUUCUUUGCAAUGAACAAAUUGUCAGAAGCACUGUGGAUGAGCAUCCAAAUGGGAGUCAUCCUGGUAGCGACAUACAAGCUAAUGUUUCCCAAGGGAGUGCUUAUGCAAGUGUUAAUUUCCCAUUUUCUGAGGGGAAUCCUUUCACUGCUACAUUAUGGGCUGGUUCAGAGGGAUUUCAUAUGACUGUGAAUGGAAGGCAUGAAACAUCUUUUACAUAUAGGGAGAACCUUGAACCAUGGGUAAUAAACAGAGUCAAAGUGGAUGGUGGCUUGGAUAUCUUAUCUGCCUUAGCCAAAGGCCUGCCUGUUUCUGAAGAUCAUGAUUUAGUUGUUGAUGUUGAGCUCCUCAAAGCUCCUCUAGUGAGGAGGAAAAGACUAGCAAUGUUGGUUGGCGUUUUCUCUACUGGAAAUAAUUUUGAGCGCCGUAUGGCACUGAGAAGGUCCUGGAUGCAGUAUGAGGCUGUACGUUCUGGGGAUGUAGCUGUCAGAUUUUUCAUUGGCCUUCACAAGAAUAGUCAAGUCAACUUUGAGAUGUGGAAGGAAGCCCAAGCAUAUGGAGAUGUCCAAUUGAUGCCUUUUGUCGAUUAUUACAGUCUGAUUAGUUUGAAAACAAUUGCAAUCUGUAUUAUGGGGACCAAAAUUCUCCCUGCAAAAUAUAUCAUGAAAACUGAUGAUGAUGCUUUUGUGAGGAUUGAUGAAGUUCUUUCUAGUCUCAAAGAAAAGGCAGCUAACAGUCUCUUGUAUGGACUUAUAUCCUACGACUCAUCUCCCCACAGGGAUGAGGACAGCAAAUGGUAUAUCAGCGAUAAGGAAUGGCCACAUUCUUCAUAUCCACCAUGGGCGCAUGGUCCCGGGUAUGUCAUCUCUCGAGAUAUUGCAAAAUUCAUUGUUCAAGGCCACCAAGUAGGAGAUCUCAAGUUAUUUAAACUGGAAGACGUUGCAAUGGGCAUAUGGAUUGAAGGAUUCAAGAAAAGUGGUCGAGAAGUGAAUUACAUGAACGAUGAUAGGUUUUACAAUGCUGGAUGCGAAUCAAAUUAUAUUCUUGCUCAUUACCAAAGUCCAAGGUUGGUCUUAUGUCUGUGGGAGAAGUUGCAGAAAGAGCACGAGCCUGCUUGUUGCGAGUAGAACCGAGCAUUCAUUCUUUAUACAUUUCUUCCCCUUUGCAAAAUUUGACAGCUGCUUGUGAUUGGCUACUGGCAUUUUUGGUCUCACUUUGUUCUUUUUUCUUUUUUUGAUCAUUUUGCCAAUGUAAAUAAAACUUUCUGUACGGCUUGUUCAAUGCAUUCAUAUACCUUGACCAAA
Ricinus communis (castor bean) is the source of this 2534-nucleotide messenger RNA. Its product is annotated as hydroxyproline O-galactosyltransferase GALT3. NCBI's taxonomy places the organism in Eukaryota, Viridiplantae, Streptophyta, Magnoliopsida, Malpighiales, Euphorbiaceae. The coding region runs from base 372 to 2357 and encodes 661 amino acids. Gene Ontology annotation, molecular function: carbohydrate binding; galactosyltransferase activity. Gene Ontology annotation, cellular component: Golgi membrane. The record is from RefSeq and is a predicted model, not a curated record. The transcript is spliced from 8 exons.